Salvia miltiorrhiza (redroot sage) is the source of this 1378-nucleotide messenger RNA. Its product is annotated as GDSL esterase/lipase At4g10955-like. The record is from RefSeq and is a predicted model, not a curated record. Bases 219 to 1229 code for a protein of 336 amino acids. NCBI's taxonomy places the organism in Eukaryota, Viridiplantae, Streptophyta, Magnoliopsida, Lamiales, Lamiaceae. The transcript has 3 exons.
CAAAUUUCAAAUUGUUACGUACGCUGUCUCUAAACCUCCAAUACCCAUUGACUUUGCCACACCGAAUAAAAAUUUGCGGGCAACUUGGUCUUAAAAAAACAGCUUUACAUUCACCAAUGUUGCCAAAUAUUGAUAUAAGUUUUGAUGAAUGCUAAUGAUAGAUUCAAGAUUUCUGGCUUCCCGGAGACGAGCUUGCGAAUUCUGUCCAGUUAGCAUUAAUGGCGUGUGAGAGUCAAAUCUUCAGCCUGAGUGGACCUUCAUUUCUAACCGCUGUUGAUUGGAACAACUCCGGGCACAGAAGGUCGGUGGCGGCCAGCUUGGUCCAGGGAGUUUACACCCUCGAAAACGACCGGCGACAGAACCGGCAAGCCCUGGCCCCUCCCUGGUGGCACUCUUUCAACUUCCGACUAGUCCAGAUUCUUGUAGACAACCACGACGUCUCACAUUUCGGCGCCGUCUUCGAGUUCCUCAACCAUCUCAGCGGGAGUGGGGCGGGGCCGCCGCAAUACGUGAUCGCCUUCCGCGGCACCAUCCCCAAGCCCGGAAACCGCGAGGAGGAUUUCAAGCUGGACCUUCACCUGCUCAUCAACGACCUCCAAAAAAGCAGCCGCUUCCAAAUGGGGCUGGAAACCGCGUGCCAGAUCGUGCAGCACGCGGGUCCCGCAAAGGUGUGGCUGGCGGGGCACUCCUUAGGAUCAUCCCUGGCGCUGGUGGUGGGAAGAGAAAUGGCCAAGACCAUGGGACUCCAUCUGGAGACCUACUUGUUCAAUCCACCCUUCAUCGCUCCCCCCAUCGAGCGCCUCGCCAACGAGAAGCUCAAGCUCGGCCUGAGGUUCGCUAACAGCCUCGUCACCGCCGGCUUGGCUGCUGCUACGCGAAGGAAUGAUGGUAGGGAAACUGAGCCCUUUGCCCUGCUGUGUGCGUGGGUUCCCUACUUGUUCAUCAACACAGCCGAUCCGAUUUGUUCGGAAUAUGUAGGGUAUUUCAAGCACAGGGAGGAUAUGGAGUCCAUUGGGGCGGGGAAGAUUGGGAGGCUUGCCACCAAGCAUUCCAUUGGGAGCGUUUUGUCGAGUGCGGUAGGGAAGGAGCGUGAACCACUGCAUCUCAUUCCCUCUGCUUAUCUCACUCUCAACCUUACUCCUCCCUCCAAUUUUAGGGAGGCUCAUGGGAUUUGCCAAUGGUGGGCCCACGAUUUGCUCUUGGACUACAAGUAUUACCAACACAAAUGAACGCUCCAACUCCUCUUCUUCAAUCCAUCUUGGCCUUGCAGGGCAGCUAAAUGUGAAAUGUAUUGUUUGCGUCAUUCAAGGUUCAACAACUUAAUUUAUGUAUCUGUUGAGCAUCUUUUCACAUGCAGUUGAUUAUUUACAAACAGAUA